Messenger RNA from Helobdella robusta, 1507 nucleotides. RefSeq lists its product as hypothetical. The coding region runs from base 183 to 1157 and encodes 324 amino acids. The record is from RefSeq and is a predicted model, not a curated record. Gene Ontology annotation, biological process: proteolysis. The transcript is spliced from 8 exons. Gene Ontology annotation, molecular function: serine-type endopeptidase activity. Lineage: Eukaryota; Metazoa; Annelida; Clitellata; Rhynchobdellida; Glossiphoniidae.
CGAAGAAAUGCGAUGGCAGUUCGGACUGUCCGGAUGGAUCAGACGAGAUUAACUGCUUCAUUCAGCCCGUGGAUCCGGUCCCAAUUUUAAAGGGUUUCAGUGGUGAACAAGCCACGUACGUACCAUUCUGUUCAGUAGGUUGGAACAACGUGUGGAACAACAAAGUCUGCACACACCUCGAUAUGGACUCGUCCAUUGGUGACGUCAUCCUCAAUAAUGUCACCAGGAUGUAUAAUUGGUACUUUGUUAGAAUUGACGGCGGUGGUAGCGAAUUCGAUAUAAAAAAGUUCAACUUAUCUAGAAGUUGUGGGUCAAACCGAACAAUUCAGUUACAAUGCACCCCAAAAACAUGUGGAUUAUCAACAGUCCCAACCGUUGGAGCCUACAUUAUAGGAGGGGAUGUUGUUCAGAAGGAGGUCCAGUGGCCGUUCAUGGCUGCCCUUAUGAGGCACAACAAACAUAUUUGUGGAGGUACUCUCGUCCAUGAGAGGUUCGUUCUGACAGCUGCUCACUGCUUCGUCUUCUCAUCAACCGACGACAAACAUCGUCCUAUGUUCGACCAUCCAAAUCACUUCAGCGUUAGAUUGGGGUCCACUAAGAAUAUCGGAUCGACAAAACAUCUGCAGGUCAUCAGAGUGGAAAAGAUCCAUAUCUACCAUCUUUACAAUUUCAACGACAACAAAUACAACCUUGACAUAGCACUGGUUGAACUAGAAAAACCCGCCACUUUAAAUGAUUACAUCGCCACUGCAUGCCUGCCAAAACCUGAAGAAAAGGCUCCCCUGUGUUAUGGCUUGGGGUGGGGCUAUACCAACAUUGACGACUUCGGAAUAGAUCCCGUCAUAGAUUUAAGACAGGUCAAACUGCAAGAAUUGGAUCCAGAAGUAUGCAAGACAUUGGAUGCCAGCUACGUGAAUGAUGCGACAAAGUUAUGCGUUAGCUAUCUAACCAACUCCAUUAAGCCAUGCCACGGUGACAGCGGAGGUCCACUGAUAUGUCGUCAUCCGUCUGGUAGAUGGUUGGUUAGGGGAUUGGUCAGUUCCGGAUCGGAUGACUACGGAUCGUGUGCGUCUCCCAACGGAGUCAAACCUACCAUGUUCACUAACGUUGUCGAUUUCAUUGAUUGGAUUCAGACGAUUAUUAAAUCAGCCAAAUGAUUUAUUCUUUCGUAUUUUAUUUAUUUAUUUUGUUAUAAAACGGUGCUUUCUUAAUAUAUUGUUGAAGCUUUUUUGAUCUUGUUAUAAAAUUCAAAACGUAUUUUACAUUGCAAUUGUUAUUAUGUAUUCUUAAUAUUGGCAUUGAGAAUUUGUGUAAGCCAUACAAGUAUAUCUUUACUGUGUUGGAAUUUUGAGGAGACAUUAAAAUUUUUAAUGUCACCCUUGUGUAAUAAUUUUUUUCAAUGAUAACUCGUUGAGUGCAGUGCAAAUACUUCGAUGUCAUUUUUACUUAUUGUAAAUAUUUUGAAAAAUUGUUUAAUCUGCUUGAAAAUAAACAAAAAUAACAUCUU